AUGGAGUGGGUUUUAAAGAAAUUACAUUGUGAAAAUUGUGAAAAUCAUUUCCUUUCUCAACGAGACAUGCCACUCUCGUCUGCACUACAAGCACGCUUAAUUGAACGAGGCAUCCUCAACGCCUCGAACAUAAAUGCUGCACUCGAAGCCAGCGCGGAAAAUGACGAAGACAAUGAAGAAGUCUUUGCUGAAAGUUAUGAUGAACGCGAUGAUCAACAAUCGACAGCUGUAGUGCCCAAAAGGCCAACGACAAGUAAUUUCUCCGCUGCUGAUAUUCAGAUCGAGUUCGAAGAGUGUAUUAAAUGUCCGAACAAAUGGAAUCCAUACCAUACGUGCGUUGACUAUUGUAAAAAAAGAUAUGGAAUCAAGAACUAUACACCAGAUGCGAUUACCGAAAAACGACGUCGAAGAAUGCUGAAAAAGUAUCCAUUACCGAGCAAUUGGCGUGAAGUACCUGACGCUAAUUUGGAUCGAUGUUAUUAUUGGAAUUUAGAGACUGACGAAGUCUCAUGGUUACCACCUUCACAUCCACGAUCGCAUGUCACUGAAUCAGCUAUUAAAUUAAGACAUAAAGAAAUGGAAAGAAAGGUGGCGGAAGCCCAUCGACAAGCUGCUGGACCGUCAAAAAAGAAAAAGAAGAAAAACAAAGAGGACGGUGGAGAACGAUCUGAUACGGACGAAGAAGAUUUAAAUCCUGUACAAAAAUUGAAACGAAAGAUUGCUGGUAAAAUGCUCAGUUAUGAUGCUGAUCCGAUGGACCCAUCUUCAUAUUCCGAUGUUCCAAGAGGUACUUGGGCAUCCGGUCUUGAAGUGAAGGGCAAAGCUAAAAGUGCUGCUGACGACACAGCUAGUGGCGAGCUGUAUCAAAUGCGUCCUUACAUGUCACCCGGCGAUGUUCUUCGUAUGAAUGCCGAAGCUGCCAAGAAGAAGUCGAAAUAUUCAUAG
This is a messenger RNA of Adineta ricciae, 945 nucleotides long. The record is from the annotation of a GenBank genome assembly. Lineage: Eukaryota; Metazoa; Rotifera; Eurotatoria; Adinetida; Adinetidae.